Miscanthus lutarioriparius is the source of this 2418-nucleotide messenger RNA. NCBI's taxonomy places the organism in Eukaryota, Viridiplantae, Streptophyta, Magnoliopsida, Poales, Poaceae. The record is from the annotation of a GenBank genome assembly.
AUGGAGCACGACGCGGACCGCGCUUGCCUGCAGAGCUUCGAGCUCCACGAGAGCGAGUCGGUAAGCCUACCAAUGCGUGCGUUGCGCGAGACUUUUUACGUUCUAGGAACUAAUUCUGACAGAACACUUUGGAGAUUACUCAAGAUCGAUAGAUCAGAGCCGUCAGAGCUUGUGAUAGAUGAGUGUUCUACUGUAUAUACUGAAAGUGAACAUCCUGACUUGUUGAAGGGUCUUGAUGAAGAGCACAGGUCAACUGGCGGAAUAAAAUUUGUUACAAAGUUCUAUGGCAUAAUUGGUUUUAUCAAAUUCCUUGGGCCAUAUUACAUGUUGAUUAUUACCGAGCAGAAAAGAAUUGGUGAAAUCUUUGGUCAUCCAGUGUACCAGGUGACUAGGACUUCAAUGGUUGAAUUAGCAAAUUCUAAGACAAGAUCUACUUUUCAAAACUCCAAGGAUGAGAACAGAUACAGGAAGAUCUUGAAUGCACUUGAUCUUAGGAAGGAUUUCUUUUUCAGUUACUCAUACCACAUUAUGAGAAGUCUUCAGAAGAACUUGACUGAUCCACAGGAUGGAUGGACCUUAUACGAGACAAUCUUUGUCUGGAAUGAGUAUCUUACACGACGGAUCCGUAAUUGUCUCAGAAAUACUUUGUGGACUGUCGCAUUAGUCCAUGGUUUCUUUAAGCAGGAUAAAUUCUCAAUAUCUGGCAAGGAUAUUAUGCUCACACUCAUUGCUAGACGAUCGAGACAUUAUGCUGGAACCAGAUAUCUAAAGAGGGGGGUGAAUGAGAAGGGAAGAGUAGCAAAUGACGUUGAGACUGAGCAAAUUGUCUAUGAAGCUGUGCCUGGACCUACUGAAGUAAGUUCUGUUGUGCAGAACAGGGGUUCAAUUCCACUAUUCUGGUCACAGGAGACAUCAAAAUUGAAUCUUAAACCUAAUAUAAUAUUGCAUGAGAUGCAGAAUAAUUAUGAAGCUACCAAGCUUCAUUUUGAAAAUCUUAGAGCAAGAUAUGGAAACCCUAUCAUUAUCUUAAACUUGAUUAAGACACGUGAGAGGCGAGAGUCUAUACUUCGCCGAGAAUUUGAUAAGGCGAUCAAGAUAAUAAACAAGAGCCUGUCAGAAGAGAAUCAUCUGAGGUUCUUACAUUGGGAUCUUCAUCAAAACUCUCAAGGAAAACCUACAAAUGUACUCGAUGUCCUUCUGAAAGUGGCAUUUCGGGCUCUGAAUUUGACCGAGUUCUUCUAUUGUCAAGUUGCACCAAGUUCUGAGACUUCCACACAAUGGCCCACCCUAUUGAAUGGUCUUGAUCCAUAUUUAUGUGAUGACAACAAUAGUGACGACACUGAAUGCACUGAGAUUGUUGGUGAUGUAUCCCAAGAGGAUAUCUCUGGCAGCUCUGAUUCCUCUGGUAAUGCAACCGCAGAAGACAAAUUUGAGAAUAGUGGACUGCCACCGCCAAAACCACCAAAAUUCCAAAAAGGUGUCUUACGGACAAACUGUAUAGAUUGCCUGGAUCGUACAAAUGUUGCUCAGUAUGCAUAUGGUUUAGCUGCUCUUGGACAUCAACUGCAUGCGCUUGGUUCUGUAGAAUCUCCUGAACUAGGUUUAGAAGCUCCCUUGGCCCAUCAUUUGAUGCACUUUUAUGAGAGGAUGGGUGACACACUUGCUGUACAGUAUAGCGGUUCUGCUGCUCAUAACAAGGUAUUCUCUGCAAAGAGAGGUCACUUGAAGCUUUUUAUUCAGUCACAAGAGUUCUUUAGGACACUUCAGCGGCACUACAGCAACACCUGUAUAGAUGCUAACAAACAGGCUGCUAUAAACUUGUUUUUGGGAUACUUCCAGCCACAGCAGGGAAAACCUGCACUAUGGGAAUUAGAAUCAUCUUCUGGGGAGCAUAACAAUGAUCUUUUUGAUGACCAGCCAAGUACAUUGAAAAGAGUAAAAUCAGAUGGCACCAUUCUUCAUGAAAGCAAUGCUUCUAUAUCUGGCUCUGGUCAUUGCCAUAAUGAACCGUUGAGUGCAUCGCAGCCUGAUGUCCAGAAUGGAUUUCAAUUCCCAACUUCAGAAACUGAUUCACUUCAUGAACAUGAAAUUUCGUCAGCCUGUGGAAGUGGGGUAUCACACCUAAGGUAUACUCCCACAGCCUCUGAUGUGCUUCAUGUCCCAAGAGCUGAAGUUGAAUAUUACCAUGAUUCUGGUGAUUCAAACUUUCUGGAUCUUGAAUGGCUUUCCACUUCAGGCAACUCAAGUGAUGAAAGGUCUAUUGCAACUAGCACGCCAGAUGUGAACCUAUCAACUGAGAAUGUCAUUAGUGGCAUAGCUCCUGACAUCAUGGAAAACCAUCUUGCUGAAAUGCAGUCUCAGAAGCUACCUCGGAAUUUUGUGCAGUGGGUUAAUGACAGUGAUACCUUUUGGUAUUAA